Drosophila ananassae is the source of this 3472-nucleotide messenger RNA. RefSeq names its product PX domain-containing protein kinase-like protein. The record is from RefSeq and is a predicted model, not a curated record. Gene Ontology annotation, biological process: endosome to lysosome transport; protein targeting to lysosome; early endosome to late endosome transport. Gene Ontology annotation, cellular component: late endosome; early endosome; extrinsic component of endosome membrane. Bases 292 to 2217 code for a protein of 641 amino acids. Lineage: Eukaryota; Metazoa; Arthropoda; Insecta; Diptera; Drosophilidae. Gene Ontology annotation, molecular function: protein kinase activity; ATP binding; actin binding. The transcript has 8 exons.
GGAAAAUGAUUCCCCUGUCCAACACUGGCUUAACGAUUAUAUGUAAACAGUGAAAAAAUAUACUUUGUGCGGGUCCAACUGGAUUUGAAAAAAUCCAAUUGGCCAUCAGGCAGACUAUCUUACAGUGCAUAAUUCUCAGAAUAGCGAAAAGAGAUUGCAAAUAAUCAGUAAAUUACACCUAUUGCUGUUGGGGAACAAAGGGUGGCAUAUAAACACCUACACAUACACACUAAAAUAUCCCAGAGGGGCAGCCUGCAUAGUGAAGGUGGAAAAUGUAUUCAGAGGAAACCAAUGGCCGUAUUUGCGAGCAGAUAUGAACGGAAAUUGAUUGAUGACACCCAGGAGCUGAGCUGCGAGAUAACUGCAGUCGAGGAGGUCGACGGACAUACGGAAUACCUGCUGCGCGUGCAGAGGGGGCUUUCUGAGGAGAACUCUUGGAGCGUUCUGCGCCGCUACAAUGACUUUGACCGGCUGGACAAGUGUCUACGCAUCUCCGGCAUUGAUUUGCCGCUGCCUCGCAAGCGCAUCUUUGGUAAUAUGCGCCCGGAUUUCGUAGCUGAACGGAAGCAAGCCCUGCAAGUGUACAUAAACGCCGUACUCAUGAAUCCCAUACUGGCCUCGUCGCUGCCAGCCAAGCGCUUCGUUGAUCCCGAGAGUUACUCGCAGUCGUUCCACGACCAUGCCGUUCAGAAUGCCACGCUCUGUCUGCGAACAGACACUGUAUGGGCCCUCGGCAGCUCCAUGGGCGCCAUAGGCUGGCGCCUGCGGAAGCACUACUUUAAGGUUACAUCCAAGCCACCGGAGAAGAGCAGCAACAAGCUGUUGGUCAAGAGCGGUUCGCAGACGCACCAGACCAAGCACUUUGCGUCUGGCAGCAGCAACGGUAGUGGCCAUUCAAUCGACGCUGGAACGUUGGAGCCAGGGGCCGAAGUGGUGGCCGAAUGGCUGGAAUAUGGACCGGACAAGUACGUGGAAGAAAAGGAAAUCGGAGGAAUCCUCAAGAGUCUCAUGGGUCUGCAGCAUCCGCACAUCGAGCCUGUGAUUUUGGCCUGCCACACCGAAAGUGGCUGCCUCGUCAUAAGAAAAUUCCAUAAACAUGGCACCCUGAAGGACACGCUCUGCAUGGCCACACCCAAGAACCCGUUUCUCAGCAAAUACGGCAAUCCAAAGGGGCGCACUGCCCUCUCAAUGAAACAGGUGGCCACUUACGGCAAACAGAUCUUAGAAGCUCUUAUAUUUUUGCAUUCCAAGGGCUAUGCCUAUGGGCACUUACAUUCCGGGAACAUUGUUAUAGUGGAUGAUUGCGUCAAGCUGCUAGACAUUGAGAACCAUCUCCUGGGUGUUCCAGCCUUCUAUCGGCCGUUCUUUGUGCAGCACAGCAAGAUCCAUGCCAUCGAAACCAUCGAUGUGUACUGCUUUGGACAUGUACUGUUCGAAAUGGCAAUGGGAUAUCCCCUGCAGGAGUCCGUGGUGCGGCAGAUAACUGAAUGUCCAGAGGCGCUGAAAUGUUUAUUGGAAAGCAUCCUCUCGAAAGAGGCCUGCAAGGCCGGGCUACCGACGCUGGAGCAGCUGAUUGGGCACAGGUUCUUUGAACAAUAUGCAUCACCGGAACCCCCUUCUGCCGCCAAUGCAGAGAAGCCCUAUUUCAAGAUCUCACUGCAGGCUAAAGAGCUGCUCAGGCUGGCGGCCACAAAGAGCGAGAAUCGUUUGAGGGAUGAGCAGAAGUCGGUGAAAAACCAAAAGCGCAUCGUGCGCGUCCAGGAGCUGAUGAGCUCCGAGGAGGAGAAACGCAAGUCCAAGCAAAAAGCAAAAUUAGAGCACAAACAGUCGAAGCUAAAGCAGCAAGGUUCACUCCAAACGAAUAAUGGACGCUUGUCGCUUGUGGCUGCGACUGCCACUGCAUCAGCAGCUGCAGCUUCCUCCAGCACCGCGAUGGUGGGCGGGUUGAGUGCGGCCGACUCCUUCAACCGCUCCGACAGCACACCCGAGGAGCCCACACUGGCCGGCCUCAAAUCGCCACCACUCACUCCGGCUCCGCACUUGGCGACCGUUUACCAACAGGAGCUCCCGGCGGUGGAGCGGCAAUCCUCGACGCCGAAUAUGCUGGCCGAAGACCCGGAAGGCGGCGAGGGCGACGAAACAACCCGCUCCGCAUUGCUGGAGUCCAUCUGCAAGUUCAACCGCGGUUCGCUGCGCAAGGUGCGCUCCAACGACUAGAGAAAUUUAUAAAAAAACGUUAAAUUUUUGGACCAAAUGUGGCGUUAUGAAAUAACUGUGCCAUCAGAAUCAGAAAAUGACUCAAAGCUAAUCGAAUCCGAAUUGCAGAAAAGCUAAAUUUUUAGAGGCAUAUUGACACAAAACAAAGAAACAAAAAAAUAAGAGCGUAUUUAAAAGCAUCGCCGAGCAUAGCAUAUAGCAUAUAUCCGAAGAAAAAAAAACAAUCCAGCAAUUACUAUAUGUACUAACGAAACCCACUGAUUAAUAUUAUUACAUCAUAUACGUGUCCACUUUACACUACAUAAUACGAUUUAUCGGCUAAACAAAAAAUGGAAUGUGUCUAUUUAUGUAUACAAGUUAGAAGUCAGACAUUGCGAGACAUUCCGGGAUUCCGGAUCGCAACUAAAGCUUUACAUAUGUGUCCACUACGACUGAAACUUUGGUACGAAUAUCUCUAAAAAUCUAAAAAAUGGAAACAAAAUUUAUCUAAACGGAGAAACAAAAAACAAAAAACUUGAAUGAAACGACAAAUAGAGAACUUAGUACUUUCCAAUAUUUAGAUAAGUCUGCACCAAAAUUGCACGAGACGAAGACGAAGACGAAGAGACGCUAUUCUUUUAUAUAUUAUAUCGUACAUGAAUGUUAGAUGUCUAAGAACUUGUUCCUCGGUGUUGUGCUAUCUCCACCGGUGCGACUAUGCAUAUAUAUCGCCAAUUUUUAGUAGCUGUACUGCAGGUUUUGUAACUGAAUUUGAGUUUUGAUUUUAUAUAUUUCGAUGAGCCACGAAUGUUUUUAAAACACUCUCAACUAUAUAUGUUUAAUGUCUAAAAGAACUCUAGAGUCCUGGACUCACCAAAAAGAUAACGAUCGCAUAUUAGUUUCACCAAAAAAAAAAAAAAAACAGAUGAAAGACAAAAAGGACAUGUGGCCAAGUGAAUACGCACUGUUAUUGAUUUUUUCCUUUUUAUAGACUAUAUUUAUUAGGUGUGUAUUUAUUCGUGUGUCCGAAUUAUGUAUUGGGUAUAUUAUAUUUGAAUAUGUGUAUAUAUAUGUAAUUGAUGUUUUGUGGUCACAAUGAGCACCAGAAAUAACGUAAAUAUCCUUGUACUUGGUAUGUGUAUUAUCGUCUACGACUGUGUAUAUGUUUGAUAUACUUUAAACCGAGCCCACAAAUGCUAACAAAAAACCAAAUGUGAAACAUAUUCCCCCACACAUAUUGCAAACCAAAUAAAGUGUAUACUAAUUGCCGUUGUAA